CGACCAGACGCCCUGGACCUGGCUGGCCUGGACUACCUGAUCCUGUCGGGCCGCGUCAUGAGCCAGCUGGCGGCCCAGGACACGGACCAGGGCUACAACGACGGCCUGUCGGCGGUGGGCGGCAGCAGCGGCGUGGAGGCGGUGCUGACGCCGGCGCUGGCGGCGCAGGCGGAGGUGAAGCAGUGGCCCGCGCUGACGGAGCCGGUGUGGAAGAGCGAGCUGGGCCCCGCCGCCACCGAGCUGCUGGCGGCGGCGCUCAAGCUGCGCGCCAACGACGUCACCGAGCUCAAGAAGCUGCUGGCCAGCCGCUCCUCGGCAGCCGACUAAUGUGUGUGGUCGCUAUGGCAUGUGCUGGGCCGGAGCAGCCGACUAAUGUGUGUGGUCGCUGUGGCAUGUGCCGGGCCGGAGCAGCCAACGGAUGUGGUCGCGGACCACCAAGCCUGCGUUACGCCGGAGGAGGAAGGCGCGCAGGUUCUGGCGGCACUGCUUGCGGCGCUGGCGUGGGUGGCGGAGGUGGCUGGGCUAGGCUGAGCUGAGCUGAGCUGAGCUGGGGUACUGGUGCGCCCAAGGGCUGAAUCGGAUGAGCGGGAUUCCUUCUUGGCGAGGACCAGGAGGGGCGCCGUGUGUGCGUUCCUACCGAGUGUGCCGCUUUGUCGCGUUGACUUGUGUGCGCUUCCGUAUCACGGCGGGCUUUCGGACGUGAAGCAAACUAAGUGGGAUAAUGUGUUGCGUUGGGAGGAGGCGGAGCGAGCUCAGUCCCGGAUACUGGCAGGGCCGCUGCAAACCGCCUGGGGGUUGUUGUUUGAGUGAGCGCGUCUUGCCCUCUCGUUGCACAUUGUUGACCGUUGUUGCGCAUUAUGGGACGCACGUCAGGAGGUGGAACAAUGUCUGUUGGAGCUUUGGAUCGCCGCGAAUGCAUCAAAGUAGUCUUUCCACAGCAGGUGCUGUUUCCGGACAGAAUAAGACAUGCCGGCAGCCUAUGCAGACGCGAGGCAUGAGGCAUGCAUCAGACGUUGCUGCAGCCGUGCAGCGGUUAGGUGCGCCUCGCUACAUGGCAGGGUGGCACUCGUAGCACGGUAGCGAGGUGUACAAGCGAGUGGUGGCGGCGGUGUCAAGUGGCAUGUGAAGUCACGCCUCCCGCUGCUGCACUCCUCUGCUGCGCACACGCGGGUCCUGCAGGAUGCUGGGGCUAGCCGCCGGAGUAAGCUGGCCGAGUAUGGGCAAUUAAGCACCCAGCUCCGCGGGGCAAGUACAGGCAGCGACAAUGGACAAGUGUUCCCCAGUCACGGGAAAAGUGGGCUGAGCGCCUGAGCCCACGCCACGUCUCAAGAGAUCUGCGGCCGCAAGCG
Chlamydomonas reinhardtii is the source of this 1349-nucleotide messenger RNA. RefSeq lists its product as uncharacterized. NCBI's taxonomy places the organism in Eukaryota, Viridiplantae, Chlorophyta, Chlorophyceae, Chlamydomonadales, Chlamydomonadaceae. The coding region runs from base 58 to 327 and encodes 89 amino acids. The record is from RefSeq and is a predicted model, not a curated record. The transcript has 3 exons.